Molecule: messenger RNA, 3582 nt
Organism: Anarrhichthys ocellatus (wolf-eel)
Lineage: Eukaryota; Metazoa; Chordata; Actinopteri; Perciformes; Anarhichadidae
Gene: zhx3b
Product: zinc fingers and homeoboxes 3b
Exons: 6
Biological process (GO): regulation of transcription by RNA polymerase II
Cellular component (GO): nucleus
Molecular function (GO): DNA binding; DNA-binding transcription factor activity, RNA polymerase II-specific
Source: RefSeq, a predicted model, not a curated record
GGGGGGGGGGGGCUAUUUUUUUUUACACCUACAAGUUCUCAUCAGUGAAGCCCCCCAAAAGAAACACCUCCUCUGAAGCCCCGAAUCAUUGUAAACUCUAUGUACCCACGCGGCGCCGCGUCCACCGACACGCGCACAGGUUCUCCCUUUUUAAAAAUCGCAGCGAGAACUAGGAGUGGAGCUUCAGACAUGUCUCGCCGUCCUCCCCCCCCCCCCCACGUCUGGUCUAUAGUGGACCAGAAACGACCCUCGUUCUCACUCAGCCAUUCGACCCACAACCCUCCCCACCCUGCAAGUCCCACCAUGGCCAGCAAGAGGAAGUCCACGACUCCUUGCAUGAUCCCCAGCAAGAUCAUACGGCCGGUAGAGGUUGAGGUGGAACGGGACUCUCCGGGUCUUCUCCGUCAAUCCAGGAUCUCUGCAGCGGGCAGGCAAAGCCCGCCGGACUCGGGGGAGUCCUCCAAACCGGAGGCGGGGGACGCCGUCAAAGAUGGCGCCGGCACUUACACCUGUAAGCCUUGUGACUUUGAAACCCACGACCUUAACUUGUUCUUGGACCACGUGUACUCGGGGCACCCGGACUUCCGCGCGGACCCCGGCUUCUUGUGCGUGAGCUGCGGGGUUUCCGCGCUCAAGUUCGAGGGGCUGGCGCUGCACAACGCCCGGGUUCACCCCAGCACGCUGAACACGUCCCUGCAGCUGAGGAAGAGGGACAGGAGGGCGGUGGUGGAGCAGACUCUGCUGUCGGGGGCGGAGACGGGGAAGGACAGCGAGAUCUCCAUCACCAAAACCCCCAUCAUGAGGAUGCUGAAGGGCAAAUCGGAGUCGAAGCGGAUAGUGGUGUCUCACCCGGCCUCAGAGGAGCCGGCAGCGGACCAACACUCCGUCUCUGCUUCCAGAGAGACGGAGAGGAAAGAGGCGGCAGUGACGGUCACCCGCGUCCCCACGAUCGUCCACAACGGAACGACUAAAGUCACUCUGCCCUCGGCGAUCCAGAUCGUCAACGGCUCCGGAGCGUUACCGAUGCUCAAGACUCCCAUCACGCAGGUGGUCUCGGUGGUUCAGAACAGGAGCCUUCAUCAAUCCACACCGAUCACAGUCUCCUCAAAUAUCUCCUCAGCUUCGUAUUCCACCUCCAAAAAUCUCCCCAAGGUGAUGAUCCCUCUAAGCAGCAUCCCUACCUACAGUGCCUCCAUGGACUCCUCCUCCUUCUUGAAGACCUCCUUCAGUAAGUUCCCGUACCCGACGAAGGCGGAGCUCUGCUACCUGACCGUGGUCACCAAGUUCCCCGAGGAGCAGAUCAAGAUCUGGUUCACGGCCCAGAGGCUCAAGCAGGGCAUCAGCUGGUCUCCCGAGGAGAUCGAGGAGGCCAGGAGGAAGAUGUUCAACACCAUCAUCCAGACCGGACCCUCCAGCUCGCAGAGCCAGACCCGGAGUCACCACGGCCCGGCCCAGCACACCAUCACGGUCCUGCCGGCGUCGCUGGGGGCCGCCGGGAUCCCUCACAUCCUACAGGGCUCCCUGGUCAGCCAGGGAGGGGUGAUCGUCACACAGCCGAUGUUGGCGAACGGGUUCCAGGUCAGCAGCGCCCCCGUGGCCCUGGCCGUCACGCCGAAGCCCCAGGCGGCCGCCCGCCCCACGAUGCAGACGCGGCCAGCUGCGGCGCUGGUGGCCGACAAGGGCGUCAGCAUGGUGGUCGGGACGCUGGGCAGCGGCAGCAGCACCGGGAAUCGCGUCAUCGGCAGCAGCAGUAACGGCAGUCGGAGCGGGAGAAUGAGCUCCAUCAUUACCAGCAGCCACGCCAGCGUCAUCAACCUCAGUCUAGGGAGCGCUAAUCCGUCUAAUGCUAAGGUUAGCAACGGUAAACACAGCGGCGGUAACGCAGACGGCAACAACGGGAGCAACAGCAACGUCAGCAGCCACGUAAACGCAAAGAGCGCCGACGUCAGGAGAAGUGGCGGCACCGGUGGCAUCGUGAAGAGAGACGACAAAGAGAGUAAAAACACCGCAGACGGCAAAUGUAAGACGGGCAGCGACGUGCAGAAGAGGAAAGAUAACGGCCACAAGAAGAGCACGGAGGACGUCGAGCCCGACACCGGCGACUCCCCCGCUGUCAAGAUAGAGGAGGCGUCCUCCCUGGCCUCCAAGUCUUCUCCCCCGUCUCCCGCGGCGCCUCCGAGCGGCACGUCCGGCUCUCAGACGCCCGUCAACGCGUUCCUGGACCCGAGCUUCUACAAGGGCAAGAAGUCUCAGGAGCAGCUCAACGCGCUGAAGGACAGCUUCCUGGUGAGCCAGUUCCCCGACCAGGAGGAGGUGGACCGCCUCAUCGCGCUGACGGGGCUCACGGUGCGGGAGGUCCGCAAGUGGUUCAGCGACCGGCGCUACCACUUCCGCAACCUCAAAGGCGUGCGCUCCAGCGGGCCGGGUAAGUCCGGAGGCGGGUCGAGCGGCACGGGGGGCUGCAACCCCGUCGAUCUGUCCGAGGGCAGCGGCAACUCGGGGCCGAAAACGCCACAGCACGGCCCGGCACCGCUGAGCCCGCCGGCGUCACAGACUCCCACCUCUCCCACCACGCCGUCCCGACGACUCCCCAGACCUCCCUCUCCGGAUUUUACAGCUAUCCGCUACAAGGAGAGAGAACCGCAUCAGGUCAAGGCACUAGAGGCCAGUUUUGUCCAGGACCCAGACCCGGCAGGAGAGGAAGUGGACCGACUGCGCUCCGAGACCAAGAUGACCAGAAGGGAGAUUCACGGCUGGUUCUCCGACAGGAGGAAGAGAGCGGCCGCUGAGAAGAAGAAAGAGGUGGCGCAGCGAGCCAUGAGGGCGGAGGUGGAGGAGACGGAGGUGGACGGGGAGGAGAGGCAGAAGGAGGACGGUUCGGGGGAACUGAAAGUGAACCCCAUCAAGAUCAACCUGAAGAUGCUCAAGGUGACGGAGGCCAACGGGAAGGCGGAGGGCGAGGCGUUGGACGGCACGCCGGUGUCCUCCCCGUCCUCCACCCCCAAACCGUCCCUCUCCUCCACCCCGACGCCCAAACCGUCCCAAUCCCCGAGACCCGCGACCGUCCGGGGGAAGAAGACGGCGGAGCAGCUGCAGACGCUCAAACAGGUCUACGCCCGCACGCAGUGGCCCAGCGCCACCCAGUACGACGAGAUGCUCUCGGCCACCGGACUGGCCCGGCCCGAGGUGGUGCGCUGGUUCGGGGACUGCCGCUACGUGCAGAAGAACGGCCAGCUGAAGUGGCUGGAGGAGCACCAGACCACGGCCCUGGAGGAGGACCUCCAGACGGGGAACACGGAGGUCCUCCAGGCCCACUACGACGCCCACGGCAGCGUGGAGGAGUCACAGCUGCAGGAUUUGGCUCAGAGCUGCGGUUUAGCGGCGGACUUGGUGCGACAUUGGUUCUCCACCAAAGCGUCGCUGCCGAGGCUCGAACACACUGCUGCUGCUCACCAGACCGAACCGACACCAGACGCACCGGACGCAGGGACGGAGCCACGGAGCGCAGGAGGAGGGAUGGGGGAGAAGAUGGUGGAGAAGGAGAAGAUGGUGGAGAAGGAGAAGAUGGUGGAGAAGGAGAAG